Messenger RNA from Pieris macdunnoughi, 369 nucleotides. Lineage: Eukaryota; Metazoa; Arthropoda; Insecta; Lepidoptera; Pieridae. The record is from the annotation of a GenBank genome assembly.
AUGAAUAUUGGCACAGAAAGCACAAACUCACCAGAAAGGAUUGAUAUUCCAGGAUCUUUUGCAGAAACUUCUUCAAUCCCUUCAGCUACUUCUCAGCUUGAAGCCCUUGUGGCGCCAAUUACAGAUUCUUUUAAAACACCUGAAAAGAUUAGUAGCGAGGUUGGAUGUAUAUCUACGCUACUCAGGUGUACACCUGAACCAGAACCUGGAUGUUCACAAAUUUUAUCCGCUGUUGAGCCGGAUAUCUAUACCACAUCCUUCCCACCAAUGACCAUUUGUAAACAGAAACUACAUAAAUCUGAAAUAUUAACGAGUACGCCGAUCAAGGAAGAGCCAAAGCAGAAAUUUGCGAAAAAUAAAGUUUUCUAA